GAAGUGAACAUGUUUGUUGCAAGGCUGGCUAUCGUGACGUGGGCAAUGGGCGCAUGCGGCGGGAAAAACAAGAUCCGCAACGGCGGAAACGUGAGAACGUUGAUGGGCGCGCCUAUCAAGCUUGUCUGGCGGCCAAGCCCAGAAGGCGUCUGGUCGAAUUUCCAUAGGGGGCAACGCCAAGUGCUUGGCUGUUGGCGAGGCUGCGGAAACCGGGACCCGGCGGGGGCCACGCGACAUUUGGUUGUGUAAGGAAAAAACAAAAAAUCAAAAAUUUCUUCUGCGCAUUGGGGAGUUCCAUGGAGGAGCUCGUAGCUGAGGGCCGAUGGCCGAUGGCCGGUACCCGCAACGACGCCGCACGCGUGACCCAUUCACCGCGACCACGGAAGUCGCCGUCACCAGCAGAGCCUCACGACGCCACAGACGAGUACUCGGGUAUAAUCAUCGUUGGAGGUGUUCGGGGGGUUGAAUUACACUUUCUGCAGUCCAAGAUUCCCAAGAUCUUCUCUCCACUGUCAUCCCGCACUUUCUACCCCAUGGGCAGCCUCUCGCCUCCGGAUCGUUUUCGUCGCGUUUUCGUGGGCCGUGGCGGAUGGGUUUCCAGAAUCGGCAGUUUAAUGGGGCUUCUCCGCGAAAGCCGGUGGGGCCACCCUGCGCGCGGAGUGCUUGGACAAAUCCCGGCCCUCAGAUCCCACAGAUGUAACAUUGUCCACGAGCCCACGGAGCCCUCUUUCACGUUUGCAAACACCAGCCGUCUCCAGCUUGGCACACGUAUGUACGUCGUUCCCAUGCGUCAAUCCAUCCUUCGCCCGUCAGCGAAACGCCGAGUUUCCGAGCUGCAAUAUCUACACCUCCAAUUUCUGUGUCAUUGCCAUUGCCCAUUGCCACGCUGCUGGCACCAUCGCGUAGGGCUAGCUCAUGCGUUGGACCAUACGUGUGGUCAGUUUUUUUCUGCUGGCCGCCUCUGGAGGCUUGGCCACGCUCGUCUCGAGCUUGACGAGCUUGACGAGCUUGCGCCUUCUUGGCUGGCUCAGGAAGGGUCCGCCCCAGUUUUCUAUGCCCAAGCGGAACCCGAUUGCUUGCAUUCUGCCGGCAACCAUUGCAUACAUGGUUAAAAGGGCGUCGGCGGCGACUCGGCUGUCGGUCGUACCACGGCCGCCCCAGCUGCCCCGGUCUCGACUGCCCUCACUGCCAGGACUUUCCAGCACCGCUGCACUACUGCCAUCCUAGAUGCCGUAUCCUCCGCGAUAGCGCUGUCAUCCGACCAUCGACCCGCUUGGUCUGUGAGCCUCGAGAUGGAACCCCGGGAUUGUGGGGCCUUUGCCGCCACAAAUGGUUGAGCAGCCA
Aplosporella prunicola CBS 121167 is the source of this 1344-nucleotide messenger RNA. RefSeq lists its product as uncharacterized. The coding region runs from base 297 to 1112 and encodes 271 amino acids. Lineage: Eukaryota; Fungi; Ascomycota; Dothideomycetes; Botryosphaeriales; Aplosporellaceae. The record is from RefSeq and is a predicted model, not a curated record. The transcript has a single exon.